AUGAGUAGUUAUAGUCAUGACUUGAAUGAGUGUGUUCCUGAAAGUGAGGAUGAAGGACAAGAUGUGGAAUUGGACUGGACAACUAUCAUUCAAGGUGAUGAGGAUAAUGCCAAGGAUAUAUAUUCUGAGGAGGAUUAUGAUUCUGAUGUAUUGCACACACCUAAUGAGAGUGACAAUGAUGAUGAAAUAGAAAAGUUUCCUUCUUUUAAGAGUGAUUCCUCAAAGUUUGAGCUAGGUAUGGUGUUUAGUAACAAAGAAAAGAUUCAUGAGGCUUUGGCAGAAUAUGCUUUGAAGAUGAACAAAAAUGUUCAUGUCAAGAAAAAUGAUGGAAAGAAGAUGGUGAUGAAAUGUAUGGAAGGAUGCACUUUUCACAUGAGGAUUAGUAAAAGGGUUGGCAACCAAUUUUGGCAAGUUGUAAGUUUGGUUGAUGAACACAACUGUUCAAGAACUCCAAAUAACAGGCAAGCAAAGACUACAUAUCUGGCUAAGCAGUUUGGCCAUAUUCUUAGACACAACCCUGAUAUGAAGCCAGCAGGAUUGAUAGCUCAAGCUAUUGAUAGAUGGGGUGUGAAAUUGUCACAUGAUCAGGCAUACAGGGCUAAGAGAAAGGCUAUGGAUUUGUUACAAGGUGCUUCUAUGGACCAAUUCAACCAUCUGAGAAGUUAUGCACAAGAGUUACUAAAAUCUAACCCUCGUAGCACUUGUGUGAUUAGAUGUUCUCCUUCAACUGAAGGCCCUGUUUUUGAAAGGAUUUAUGUAUGUCUGGAGGCUUGCAAGUAUGGUUUUGCAAUGUACUGUAGGCCAUUGAUAGGGUUGGAUGCGUGUUUCUUGAAAGGUGAUUUUGGAGGGCAAUUGAUGGCUGCUGUUGGGAGGGAUGGAAACAAUAGGAUUUUUCCUAUUGCUUAUGCUGUUGUGGAAGCAUAA
This is a messenger RNA of Vicia villosa (hairy vetch), 924 nucleotides long. RefSeq lists its product as uncharacterized. The transcript has a single exon. NCBI's taxonomy places the organism in Eukaryota, Viridiplantae, Streptophyta, Magnoliopsida, Fabales, Fabaceae. The record is from RefSeq and is a predicted model, not a curated record. Bases 1 to 924 code for a protein of 307 amino acids.